AUGGGUGAGAUUCUUGGUAUUGUCGCGAGCGGAAUCGCGGUAGCUCAGCUUGCCCAGGCCACGGGAAGUGUUGUUCUAAAGCUCAAGCAGCUCUGGAACGAAGUCGAAAAUACCGGGAACACUAUACAUGACCUGAUGGAUCAAAUUGACUGCCUUGAUCCUGCGUUGUGGGAGGCAGAGCAAAUAUUCAAUCAGAAUAUUCUUCCUUCCCAUGUCUGGGAUGAUACAGCGGCAAAGAAUAGCGCCAGAUAUUGCCGUAUUGCUCUACUGAAGUUAACAGGCAUCGUAACCGAUUUAUCCGCCGAGAUAGACUCGGCAAAGCGACGCCAGAAGAGUAUCGGCAUCAUGAAGGUUCUCCUGAAAAGGAAGCAAUUGGGAGCUAUAGAGAAUAGAUUGGCAAACGCUGUGAGAAUUCUACAGGUAGCGCAAAGUGGCUACUUAAUUGCGCUGAACAGGGUGCAGCCCGACCUCAUAGCUGCGAAAGUCGUUUCUAUGCUCAAUCCGGGCUCUAGCCACAAGGAACUCGCUUUUAUAAGCCAUGAUUGGAACCCGGGUAUUCACCACAGCGAAGACAGCGAUCCCACUGACAGUCCGCCUCGACAAUCGCGAAAAAUAUUCAAGACGCAGGUCAACGGAAUUGGAUGGUGGAAAUCAAGAUUAACCACCAAACGAUUGGCUUCGAAGCGCACGGGGAACAACAGUGUCAUUGGCUUCCGUCCCCCAUUGUGGCUCSCUGGGKGGAUGUUUGCUUGGGACUUGAAUGUUCGCAGGUCAUACGCUGGCUGGGAUGCGAAUCUUCGCAUAUACUCAAUCAGGCCACGUGGCUUAGAGUGUUUUCAGGCUGUGCAAAGAGGAGAUAUCACUAAGCUUAAGAAGCUGCUGAUGACCAGAGAAAUGACGCCUUUCGAUCGGGACGAUCUCGGCUGGACGCUACUGCAUUAUGCAGCGUCUUGCAUGAAUGGGGAAAUGGUCAAAUUUCUGCUCGAAUUGGAAAUUGAUCCCAACGAGACCAGCGACUCUGGCAUGACCCCUGCAGACCACAUAUUUAAGUGGACGGACUUCUCGACCGUCCCCUCAACGACAAGACUACUCAAGUUUGUCAAUGACAUCAAAAGUACUGGAUUUAUCCCAGAAGUUAGACCUGAUGUUGAGGUCGGGCGACAAGCUUGCAACUGUCCUAUUACGCCAAACUGGGAGCAGUUUCUAGCGAUGCAGCCUCUAGCUUGCCCUAGACACAUACAAACUAGUCUCACAUCCCGACUGACCAAGGCGCGUGCGCUUGUUCCUUCUCCGAGUAAGAUCCAAUAUAUGAUGUUCUUGUUGGGUCCUGAGUGGUACGAUGAUCGACGAAACAUAUGCAAUAUCGUAGAUACUGAAGCGUCCCUAAUACACACGGCAUCGGAUAUUAUGUUUAGGUUAGAGGAGUGUAUGUUUCGAAACCGGUUAUCGGAGGAUGAGUUUCCCAGGUGGCUUUCUUUUGCCAUGGAAGUCAUUCAGAAUUGUCAGGAUCUUCAUGUGCUUGAACGGCGUCAAUCAUGGGAGACGCAAUUUAUGUGUCAUAUACACGAUGAAAGCCGCACAUUUACUCCGCUUGUUCGUAUCAUCUGCAACUACACUAAUAUACACGGCCCAUCCUCUUGUAUGAAAGCCAUUCGAACUUGGAUCCGCAUGCUGAAACAGACGGGCGUCGAUCUCUGUGAGUACGGACAGCGCGAGAACCAGCUACUUCAUGAACAUCAUCUACAGACAAUGAGAGAUUUCGAGUGGUACCUAAAAUUCGAAUAUUCCGGGCGUCGUCCUGAUGGGAUAUGGCGUCUUCUGGGAUUCAAAUUUGGUCCAGACGUGGAAGAUUGGGAUAUAUGGUGGAACGAACCUACAGACGAUUUUACUGGGGACUUCUGGGCACUGGUUGAAGAUCCACCUAUCCAUGUUCCAGGAGAAUGGAUUGAGACGGAACCCUAA
Talaromyces amestolkiae is the source of this 1962-nucleotide messenger RNA. RefSeq lists its product as uncharacterized. The transcript has 4 exons. The coding region runs from base 1 to 1962 and encodes 653 amino acids. NCBI's taxonomy places the organism in Eukaryota, Fungi, Ascomycota, Eurotiomycetes, Eurotiales, Trichocomaceae. Gene Ontology annotation, molecular function: protein binding. The record is from RefSeq and is a predicted model, not a curated record.